Molecule: messenger RNA, 2601 nt
Organism: Ogataea angusta
Lineage: Eukaryota; Fungi; Ascomycota; Pichiomycetes; Pichiales; Pichiaceae
Exons: 1
Coding region: 1-2601 (866 amino acids)
Source: RefSeq, a predicted model, not a curated record
AUGGCACGAGCACAUGGAGUUGAAGAUGCGCAGAUGGAACAGGUCGACCUCGUUGAAGAUGCCCAUGCCGACGCGGCGACUGAUAUUUUUGAAGUCGAUGGAAAUUAUGAGAUGUUUGAGUCCGAUGCUCGACAGCAGCCAGCUGUCGAAUUCGGACUGCUUGGGCUUGCGCGCGAUGUUGUACAGCGAAAUGUACAGUAUGGCCUCUAUAUCGUGAUCGCUGAGCGGCUCAGUGACGAGAGCGACGCCCAGCAGCUUGGUGGCCAGCAUGUACAGCUGCUGCUGCUCCUGGACGUAUUUAUAGUUUUCGUCAAAACACAUGGCCAAGAUGACAAACACGCACGUGAUAAACGGGUGUUCGAGCACGUACUUGCGGUCAAUGGACGUGAUGCCGCCUGGGAUGAUCCAGAAAUGCGAGAUCUCCAGAAAGCUGCGCGAGAGCUCGAGACACAGCCGCUCGUUGUCGAAGUAGAACCGCAGAAACUCGUCGCAGAUGCGCUUGAACGGGUCGCGGCGGCUGGCCCUGUUGAACAGCUUGGAGUCGAUCUGCUUGAUGACGUUCAGCGGCGCGAGCGCGUCGUGGUUGGCCAGCAGCUCGUUCUCGUGGGCCACAGAAAAGUCCAGCUGGUUGCCGGAGCCCAGAGACUGCUUUACCAGGUCCAGCAGCGACGUGAGCUUGCUGUCGAACGACUCGACGGCCUGCUCGACGCGGCGCAGGCGCGAGUCAGCGGGCUCCGAGGGUGCGGGCUCCGAUUCGUGCCGAAUGGGACGGGAGCUGUUUUCGACGAGCGAGCAGUCCAGCCGCAGUCGCAGACACCGCUUGCAGCUGCCCUGGCCGGCGUCGUAGUCGCACUUCGUCUUGAGCUUGCGACAGCUCUCGCAGCUGAAGAUGCGGCGUUUCUUCUUGCUCGGUCGCGCGAUCUCGGCGUCGAUCUCGCUCAACAGCGAGUCGUUGACGGUGGUCUUGGCAGCGAUCGCAAACGAGCCGAAACUCUGGGAUUUGGGCCGGCGGAACACGCCAGGGCUGUCGGGGCUCGCGUCGGAGCGCGGCGAGGUGUCGACCGCGCACUCGGCGGCGCCGUCCUCGUUUUUCAGGCCCUUAUCAGUCAUAAAGAGGAAAAAAAAAAGAUUACAAAAUUCCACGAGUGCGAUUUUUCGCGCAGCCACGCCGUCCGGGGAAAUUCUGCUUUACAAUCAAAUGAAACGUAUUUAGAGCUGCAUAGCAAGCCACGAGACGCCAAAGCCGAGCAGCACGGCCGCAAAGCCGACGCCCGACGACGCGGAGGCCGAGGACCCGCUCCGGGCCAGCGUCUUUCUCGCGUGGUCGCCGUCGGAAACGCCGCUGUUGACGCCAGGGGUGCCCGUCGUGAUGUCGCCAGACUCGUCCACAAGCAGCACCUCGGUGGACCGCGACGCGCCGGAGCCGCACUCGAUCUUCCCGCCGCGCACCACGCCGCUGACCUCCUCUUUCAUCCACUUGUUGCAAUCGAACUGCGUCGACGUCGACUUGAUGAUGGCGCUGCCCUUGACCACCUUGAGCUGUUUGAAGCCGCUCGCGUCGAUGUUGCCCUGGAACUCGAUCGCACCGCCGAUCGCGCGCAGGACAGGGAAAAAGUCGAUCCUGGUGAUCUGGUCGUUGUCGAUGAUCAUCAGCCCGCCGCCGACCUCGGCCAGCGACGGGAACUCGACGGUGCGCACCUGCUUGUUGUUGAUCACGCUGAGCGUCAUGCCCGUGGACUUCAGCUUUGGCAGCUUGAGCUCGCCGAACCUGUUGUUGAUGAACUGCGCAGAGUUCUCCACCACCUGCAGGUUCUCCAGGUUCAGGCUACUGGUGUCCUUGAUGGUGAUGGUGUUGGCCCAGGUGAGGUCCGAGAGCGACACCUGCAGGUUUCUGGCGUUGGCAGCAAUCAGCAGAGUGUCGGUGAUCUCCUUGACAGAGGAGUCGAUGCGCUCCAGGAACCGGUUGUUGUUGAUAUUGAGCGUCUUGAGCGACUCGACGUUGAAGCCGGAGAAGCCCGUGAGCGAGGUGUCGCUCAUCACGACAGAGUUGAUUUUCUUGAUGCCCUUGUCGAGGUUGACGGCGCUCAGAAUAGGAAGCACCUUCCACUGGAUCGUGUCGAUGCUUUCCAGCUUGGGCAGCGAAAUGGAAGUCAGCGAGGUCAACGUGUCGAGGGAAAACGUGCCGUCGAUCGUGGCGAGCUCGACACCCUCGAUUCUCAGCAGACUGCUCGCGUUGGCCACGCUCAAGGAGCCCUUGAUGUGCGAGAUGGAGCCGAGGUCCAGACUGUCGGAGUCGUAGCCCUUGAUGAUGAUGUUGCCGGAGAUGAUCUGGCAGUCGUGGAGGUCUCUCAUGUCGCCGGCCGCGUUGAUGUGGUAGUUCUGCUUGAAGCAUUUCGGCUGGAUCUCUGUGUGCUCUGUGUCGUUGGAGUCGUCGGCAGCGUGGACGAGCCUGCCGGAGCAGCAGCCUGCCAGCGCGCCGAGGACGGAGAGAACGACGGCGGGUUUCAUGGUAAGAAGGAGGAGAGGGAGAAGAGAGAGAGAUACGGAGCGUCAGAGCGCCAGAUGCCACGGCGGCUACCGUGUGCUUACGUAACUGUCUGA